CAGAGACAUUGUUGACCGUUCAGGACAUCCAAGGUUGUGCGAUAUCAGAUGAAGAUGUUUGGUCACCUACUUAAUGACAUGGAUCCUUGAAUCUGAAUAUUUUUCCAACUUCCAUCUUCAACUUUUCUCUUGCAUCUCACUCUCUCUUACGCUCCAACGUCCAUUCGUUUAUUAAAACACCACACUCGCUUUAAUUCAGUCAAGAUGCGUUUCUCCACCAUUCUGUCUCUCCUGCCUCUGGCCCUCUCCGUUGCGGCUAUCAAUGUCACUGAGCCCGCCAAGGGUGACGAGCUCGAUGUCUCCGGCUCUUUCACCGUGAAGUGGUCGUCCGUUAACACCGACGCCUCCACCGUUGACAUCGUCCUUGUCAACAACAACGUCUACCCUCCCGUUUCGGAGAAGAUUGCCUCCGGCAUCGACACCUCCAAGGGCAGCUACACUGCCUCUGGUCUGAAGGAUGUCACCAAUGGUUCCGGUUUCCAGAUCAACCUUCUCUCCACCGAGGCCAAGAACACCGGCAUCCUCGCGCAGUCCGAGAAGUUCGAUGUGACCGAGUCCGCCAAGAGCUCCUCCAGCGCUACUACUACCGGUACAUCUUCCACUGCCUCUUCUUCUGCCUCUACCUCUGUUGUCUCCACUGGUACCACUUCCACUGCUUCUACCUCUACUGGUGCCCACACCACUGAGACCGAGGCUUCCACUACCGGUACUUCUACCCCGGACGUGUCUAUCAUCAAACCCUCCCUCACCGGAAACUUUACCUCUGGCUCCCUUACUACUGGACUCCCCACCCAUGGCAAAAACAGUACUGAUAUCUUUUCCCGUACAGCUACCGGUUCUACCUCCACUGGAACUUCCACUGGCACCAAGACCUCCACCCACACUGGUCUGACUACCAGCGCUUCCUCCACCGGCUCCGCUACCGGCACUGCUUCUGGCUCUGCCUCCGCCACUCCCUCCACCGGUGCUGCUAUGGGUCUCGUUGCCCCCGGUGCCGCUGCUGGUCUUCUGGCUGGUGUCCUCGCUCUCCUGUAA
This is a messenger RNA of Penicillium samsonianum, 1035 nucleotides long. RefSeq names its product GPI anchored serine-threonine rich family protein. Bases 205 to 1035 code for a protein of 276 amino acids. The transcript is spliced from 4 exons. Lineage: Eukaryota; Fungi; Ascomycota; Eurotiomycetes; Eurotiales; Aspergillaceae. The record is from RefSeq and is a predicted model, not a curated record.